AUUUUGAUGGAACCUACUGGCAGAAAUCCCGACAGAAGACUAGAUGAAGGCAUCAAAUGGUACAAACAGCCUGAAGAAGGACCUACUCCAAAACAAGACUCUCAGUUCGAUGAACUCAACCUGAUCGACACCGAUAAGGAAGACGGGAUGGGUUCUCCAAUUAAUAAAAGGCACGAAGGUGAUGACAUGAACCUCAUAAAAGCUUACAUCGGCAAUCUCCUCUACGAGAAGUGGUUUCUUGAGAACUUUACGAUGAAUACAGAUCAGCUGGACUACAUUCCUCCUGACAAACUAAAGAAUAUUGUAAAGAAGAAUAAGCCUAUUGAUUACGAGACUAACACUGUAUUUGAGUCUGAAUAUAUUAACGAUGAAAUGGAAUACAACCGUGGGCUUUCCAUUUCUUCAGACCCAACAGGAAGUCUAUCGAAAUAGAAGAAUCGCCUUGGUGCAUGAUAGAAUGGCCGAUUAUCGUUCAGUAAAUCCGAGGGAAAGGGAAUUAAUGAGUAUGAAAAGACAUUUUGCCAGUGCAUAUCUACCAGAUGUUGAGAACCCAAUUAAAAGAAUGGAAAAUAGGAUGAGAUGUUUCCCAAAAUCUAUAGUUGAUGUGCCAAGGCAGGUUUAUAAGCCUGUAAGUAAGAUAAAUAGAAGUGAUGCUACUUCUAAAUAUGAGAUCCAUUCUGAUGUUGAGGAAAGCUCUGACCAAGAUCUUCGUCAUGAAAAUAGUCAAGAGCCUGUGACUCUUAAUGCCAUAUUGAACCCGAUAAAGAAGAUAGAGAAGAGUAAAACUAUUGAUAGUGAGGCAUACAAGAACUCAAUUUUUCAUCCGGAUUACAGGUUCAAAUUCAUACAUGAAAGAGAAGAUCGGAAGAAAGAGAAGGAAGUGAAUGACCUUUAUUCUGCUCUACUCAAGCGAUAUGCUGAUACCACUGGUGAGGAGUGGACUGAUCUCAUCUUGAAAGUAAACUCACAGAAAAAGAAGAAGACCAAGAGGACUCAUAAGUCCAAGUCUCGUAAAUCAAGUGAUAAUGAGGUUAUCAACUUAUCAAAUGUGGAUAAUUCAUUCAUCUCAAAGAAUACCAAGGGAGCUAAACGUAGAGGUCAGAUCUUCAAGCACUCUGAAAAGAGCUCUCUAAAGGAGAAAUGGGAUGAUGUAGACUGGCAACAGAAUGAAAGACCAAAGGAAGGCAGCGAGAGCGGACAUACUCAGAGUGAAUUUAAUAACUCACAUGCUGAAAGACACUCUUCUAUCAGAGAUAGCAUUGAUAAGAGGAAGACUAUAAGCGAACAACAAGAUAACGAAUCAGUUAAAGCCCUACUUAACGGAUAUGAAGAUCAAUCCCUAGACAUCAAUGCUUACUUUAAGAGGAAUUAUGGGGAUACAAAUGAGGUUUACACUGGAAGUCUAGAACAGCUGAAUGUCAAUAAUGCUCUACGCAAAAACACAAAGGACUAUUCAUAAUUUUGCUCAUUUAUUAGUCUUUGCAGAUCACAAAGUCAUAAAAUUGAGAUUAUUCUCAUUAAAAACU
This is a messenger RNA of Moneuplotes crassus, 1526 nucleotides long. NCBI's taxonomy places the organism in Eukaryota, Ciliophora, Spirotrichea, Euplotida, Euplotidae. The record is from the annotation of a GenBank genome assembly.